AUGGAAAGGAGAAAUAUCGUCGGAGUGCUUCUGCCCACGUUGGUGGUGGUGGUGGGAAUCCUCGCCGCCGUGGUGGCUACGGUCGCCGGCUCUCCACCAGAGCCCAUCGUGAAGUGCAAGUCCGUCAACUCCGACUGCACCGUUACUAACACCUACGGCGUCUUCCCCGACCGCACCACCUGCCGCGUCGCCGCCGUCGCUUACCCCGCGGACGAAGCAGAGCUCGUGGCCGUCGUCUCCACCGCCACCGCAAAGAAACAGCACAUGAAGGUGGUCACCGAGUACGGCCACAGCAUCCCGAAGCUGUCCUGCCCCGGCGGCCCCGUUGGCACCGGGUUGGCCAUCAGCACUCAGAAGCUGAACAGGGUGGUGGCCAUCGACGCUAAGGCCAGACGGAUGACCUUCGAAGCCGGCAUCACCCUACAGCGGCUCUUCGCCGCCGCCGCCGCCGAGGGGCUGCCGCUGCUACACAGUCCCUACUGGUACGGGGUCACUCUUGGGGGCCUCCUCGCGACGGGCGCCCACGGCAGCUCCCUCUUCGGAAGGGUUCCGCUGUGCACGAAUACGUGGUGGGGAUGCGGCUGAUAGUCCCCACCGCCGCCGCGGCCGGCGGAGUCCAAGCCAGAGUCGUCGACCUCCGAGAAGGCGACCCGGAUCUCUUGGCGGCCAAGGUCGCCCUUGGUGUUCUCGGUGUCGUCUCCCAGGUAGAGUAUAUCCUUGCUAUAGAAUAGAAACCGAAACAUUAGGUUUAGCAUGUAGAAUCUUCGUCUCACCCGAGAUGGCCGUCCUCAGGUGACACUGCAGCUGUGAACGGGAGCCUUGCACGUGGGCCCCCCUGUUCGCAUAACGGCAUGGUGCGGUUAUGCGAGAAGUGCUCUGACGUGUACACGUCAGAGCACGUUGUGCGGUAAUGCAGAAUUUUCUGCAUGACGCGCAUUACUGGCCAGUCUUGGCCAGUUAGUUAUUUCUUACGGUUAUUUCUUUCCCACUUUGUUUUCUUAUUUCAAAGGACUGUAAGAGUUUUUUUAAACAGCGUGAUGAUCUCGCCGGCGACGUCUUAACUGCCGUCGUCUCUCCGACGAGUUUUGACAAGUGGUAUCAGAGCACCCAGGUUGCGGGCCGGGACUCGAUCGCGGCAAGGUACAGCCGUUGGAAUCGAGAACGCGCAAUCGAGACGCGCUAUGGCAGGAGGAAAGGACGGCGCGGUCCAGAGGGUGAUUCGUGUGAGGUGAGCGCCGGGACCGGGUUCCCAAUGCUCACCAAGACCAACUACUCCGACUGGGCGCUGCUCAUGAAGGUCAAGCUCAGAGCCCGGUUGCUCUGGACCGCCAUUGAGAAAGGGGGCGUCGAACCCCAUGAAGACAUGCAGGCGCUCGACGCGCUCUGCAGCGCCGUGCCGCCGGAAAUGUGGCCGGUGAUCGCGGACAAGGAGACGGCAAAGGAGGCCUGGGAGGCUAUCGCCACCAUGCGGAUCGGCGAUGACCGCGUAAAGAAGACGUCGGCGACGUUCAAGGAGGGAGAGUCUGUUGAGGACUACGCGCUGCGUCUCAACAGCAUGGCGUCGACUCUCACCACCCUCGGCGACAAGGUCGAAGAGACGCAGGUAGUGGAGAAGAUAAUCCGCAGUGUUCCCCAGCGUUUCAGACAGAUCAUGGUCGCGAUCACGAUGCUGCUCGACGUGUCGACGCUCACCGUCGCGGAUUUGACGGGUCGACUCAAGGCGGCGGAGGAUGCCUUCGAGAAACCGCCGUCGGCUAUGCACCACGACGGCAAGCUGUACCUGACCGAGGAAGAGUGGGACGCACGGCGGAGGAAGCGUGAUGCUGAGAAAACUGGUGGUGGAGGUAGCAGCAGCGUGACGCACCGUGGCGGACAUGGGCCGGGGCGCGGGCGCGGCCGUGGCAGCGACAAGGGCUCGUCAUCAGGCGGCCUGACGGGCAACUCAGGCCGGCCCAGCGGUGAUGAGUGCAGGAGAUGCGGGAAGCUGGGCCACUGGGCCCGCGAGUGCCGCUCUAAGCCCAAGAAAGAGCAGGCCCACGUCGUCCAGGAUGAGGAGGAGGCCUCGCUCCUUCUCGUGAAGUCAACGACGGCCAUAUCGACGGCGCCGCCACCAACCUCCACUCCACCACGUUUUGCUGCGACUCCGCAGGCAGAGGAUCGGCUCCGGCGUGCAAGCCCACCGCCGCCGGGAGCAAAAGGGGUCCCCGUCAAUGGAGGGGCCGCCAAAGAAGAGAAGAAGCCAGGCGCCCAGACCCAGAUCCAUCUGCGGGAAGAGAAGGUGUUCGCCCACCUUGAAGAGGAGGAGCUGCGUGAUGAGGAGGCGUGGGUCGUGGACACGGGCGCCACGAACCACAUGUCGGGUUCCCGUACGGCUUUCACCGAGCUGGACACGGCGGUGCUUGGGACGGUGCGGUUCGGCGACGACUCGGUGGCGCGGAUCGAAGGCCGGGGGGCAAUCGUGUUCCUGUCCUUCGCGGGGGUGUAUUACAUUCCCCGACUGACGACGAACAUCGUCAGCGUCGGCCAACUCGAUGAGGCCGGGUACCAUAUCGACAUCGAGAAGGGGGCGAUGAAGGUCCAUCAGCCAGGCGGACGGCUCCUGGCGAAGGUGAUGCGCGGAAGAACCGGCUGUACAUUCUCCACGCCAAGCUGGUUCGGCCGGUGUGCCUGGAGGCGCGGGGAGUCGAAGAAGCUUGGAAAUGGCACGCGCGCCUCGGACAUGUCAACAUGGCCGCGCUGCGUAAGAUGGCUCGGGAGGAGCUGAUGCGCGGGUUGCCGGCAGUUGGUCAGGUGGACCAGCUGUGUGAGGCGUGUCUCGCUGGCAAGCAGAAGCGGUCGCCGUUCCCCGAGCAGGGAGAGUACCGGGCGCGGCGUGUUCUGGAGCUGGUGCACAGCGACCUCUGUGGUCCGAUUGCGCCGGAAACGCCAAACGGUAGCAAGUAUUUCCUGCUGCUCGUGGAUGAUCGAAGCCGGCACAUGUGGGUGGCCAUGCUGCCUUCAAAGGAACGUGCUGCAGUGGCCAUCAAGGAGAUCAAGGCUCGGGCAGAAGGCGAGUCAGGACUGAAGCUGGGAGCGCUCCGUACUGAUCGGGGCGGCGAAUUCACCUCACAUGAGUUCGCGGAGUACUGCGCGGGAGAAGGUAUUCAUCGUCAACACACGGCGCCAUACAGCCCGCAGCAGAAUGGCAUCGUCGAGCGCAGGAACGGCACGGUGGUAGCAACCGCGAGGAGCAUGCUCAAGGCAAAGGGACUGCCGGGCUGGUUUUGGGGUGAGGCAGUGGCAACUGCUGUAUACAUCCUGAACCGGCGGCGCACCAUCUGAAGGUGUUCGGAUGCAUCACCUACGUCCUGAACACGACACCACAUCUCAAGAAGCUGGAGGACCGCGGCCGCAAGAUGAUCUUCAUCGGCUACGAGUGCGGAUCAAAGGCCUACCGUGCCUACGAUCCCACCACGAGGCGUGUCCAUGUGACACGGGACGUGGUGUUCGACGAAAAUGCCCAGUGGGACUGGGGCAGCGGCGCGGAGCAAGGGGAUGCGGGCAGCCACGACGACAUGUUCACAUUGGAGUAUGCCGUCGGGAACCAGGUACCUCCGGAGCUCGAUGGCGCCAUCGAGGUACUUGAUGAUGAUGCGCCGGGACCGGAGCCAAUGUCGCCACCGUCCGUGCACUCCAGUGGGGGAGCGGUGCCGAUUGAAGAUGGAGGAAAGGAGGUGGAGUUCGCCACUCCACCCAGUGUCCACAUCGACCACCUGGAUGCUAAUCACGAUGAUGUGCCACUCCGGUUCCGCAAGAUCGACGACAUCGUUGGGCUGGCCUCGCCGCGUGGUCUCGCGUCGCGGGCGUUAAUUGCAAAGGAGCUGCACGCUGUAAGUUCUGAUGAGCCGGUCUCUUUUGCUGAAGCAGAGGGCCACCCGAGCUGGAGGAAGGCUAUGGAGGAGGAGAUGGCGUCGAUCGAGGAGAACCGCACCUGGUCCCUGGUUGACCUCCCACAUGGUCACCGGGGGAUCGAGGAGAACCGCCCCUUCUCAUCACUCUCGCGGUGCACGAGGGGUGGGAGGUGCACCACAUGGACGUCAAGUCGGCGUUCUUGAAUGGCGAUCUCAAGGAAGAGGUGUACGUGGAGCAGUCGGCCGGUUUCAUCAGCACGGGCAAUGAGCACAAGGUGUUCAAGUUGAAAAAGGCACUCUACGGCUUGCAUCAGGCGCCUAGGGCCUGGAAUGCGAAGCUAGACGAAACGCUACUGUCGUUCAGAUUCAGGAGGAGUCUCUCGGAACAGGCCAUCUACACCAGGUGGAAUGGGGAGAUGCAGCUGGUGGUCGGGGUGUACGUCGAUGACCUGGUGAUCAUUGGCGCCAGCUGCGACGACAUCAAGCAGUUCAAAAAGGAGAUGGCUGAUGCAUUUAGGAUGAGCGACCUCGGCCUGCUUCGCUACUAUCUCGGCAUUGAAGUCAGGCAGAGCACGGGGGGCACCUCGAUCAGCAUACAGAAGCAUCGUGGGGAGUCUCAGGUACCUGGUCAAUACUCGUCCAGACCUGGCAUUUGUUGUUGGCUAUGUGAGUCAUUUUCUAGAGGAGCCACGAAAGGAUCACUUGAAAAAGCAAAUUCUCCGUUAUCUGGGAGGUCAACCAGGGACCAGGUGCGGUUCUCCUCGAUCGACGCCAUCUCCUCCUCCAUAGCCUUCCUCCAGCUCGGGUGGCCCUCUGCUUCAGCAAAAGAGACCGGCUCAUCAGAACUUACAGCGUGCAGCUCCUUUGCAAUUAACGCCCGCGACGCGAGACCACGCGGCGAGGCCAGCCCAACGAUGUCGUCGAUCUUGCGGAACCGGAGUGGCACAUCAUCGUGAUUAGCAUCCAGGUGGUCGAUGUGGACACUGGGUGGAGUGGCGAACUCCACCUCCUUUCCUCCAUCUUCAAUCGGCACCGCUCCCCCACUGGAGUGCACGGACGGUGGCGACAUUGGCUCCGGUCCCGGCGCAUCAUCAUCAAGUACCUCGAUGGCGCCAUCGAGCUCCGGAGGUACCUGGUUCCCGACGGCAUACUCCAAUGUGAACAUGUCGUCGUGGCUGCCCGCAUCCCCUUGCUCCGCGCCGCUGCCCCAGUCCCACUGGGCAUUUUCGUCGAACACCACGUCCCGUGUCACAUGGACACGCCUCGUGGUGGGAUCGUAGGCACGGUAGGCCUUUGAUCCGCACUCGUAGCCGAUGAAGAUCAUCUUGCGGCCGCGGUCCUCCAGCUUCUUGAGAUGUGGUGUCGUGUUCAGGACGUAGGUGAUGCAUCCGAACACCUUCAGAUGGUGCGCCGCCGGUUCAGGAUGUAUACAGCAGUUGCCACUGCCUCACCCCAAAACCAGCCCGGCAGUCCCUUUGCCUUGAGCAUGCUCCUCGCGGUUGCUACCACCGUGCCGUUCCUGCGCUCGACGAUGCCAUUCUGCUGCGGGCUGUAUGGCGCCGUGUGUUGACGAUGAAUACCUUCUCCCGCGCAGUACUCCGCGAACUCAUGUGAGGUGAAUUCGCCGCCCCGAUCAGUACGGAGCGCUCCCAGCUUCAGUCCUGACUCGCCUUCUGCCCGAGCCUUGAUCUCCUUGAUGGCCACUGCAGCACGUUCCUUUGAAGGCAGCAUGGCCACCCACAUGUGCCGGCUUCGAUCAUCCACGAGCAGCAGGAAAUACUUGCUACCGUUUGGCGUUUCCGGCGCAAUCGGACCACAGAGGUCGCUGUGCACCAGCUCCAGAACACGCCGCGCCCGGUACUCUCCCUGCUCGGGGAACGGCGACCGCUUCUGCUUGCCAGCGAGACACGCCUCACACAGCUGGUCCACCUGACCAACUGCCGGCAACCCGCGCAUCAGCUCCUCCCGAGCCAUCUUACGCAGCGCGGCCAUGUUGACAUGUCCGAGGCGCGCGUGCCAUUUCCAAGCUUCUUCGACUCCCCGCGCCUCCAGGCACACCGGCCGAACCAGCUUGGCGUGGAGAAUGUACAGCCGGUUCUUCCGCGCAUCACCUUCGCCAGGAGCCGUCCGCCUGGCUGAUGGACCUUCAUCGCCCCCUUCUCGAUGUCGAUAUGGUACCCGGCCUCAUCGAGUUGGCCGACGCUGACGAUGUUCGUCGUCAGUCGGGGAAUGUAAUACACCCCCGCGAAGGACAGGAACACGAUUGCCCCCCGGCCUUCGAUCCGCGCCACCGAGUCGUCGCCGAACCGCACCGUCCCAAGCACCGCCGUGUCCAGCUCGGUGAAAGCCGUACGGGAACCCGACAUGUGGUUCGUGGCGCCCGUGUCCACGACCCACGCCUCCUCAUCACGCAGCUCCUCCUCUUCAAGGUGGGCGAACACCUUCUCUUCCCGCAGAUGGAUCUGGGUCUGGGCGCCUGGCUUCUUCUCUUCUUCGGCGGCCCCUCCAUUGACGGGGACCCCUUUUGCUCCCGGCGGCGGUGGGCUUGCACGCCGGAGCCGAUCCUCUGCCUGCGGAGUCGCAGCAAAACGUGGUGGAGUGGAGGUUGGUGGCGGCGCCGUCGAUAUGGCCGUCGUUGACUUCACGAGAAGGAGCGAGGCCUCCUCCUCAUCCUGGACGACGUGGGCCUGCUCUUUCUUGGGCUUAGAGCGGCACUCGCGGGCCCAGUGGCCCAGCUUCCCGCAUCUCCUGCACUCAUCACCGCUGGGCCGGCCUGAGUUGCCCGUCAGGCCGCCUGAUGACGAGCCCUUGUCGCUGCCACGGCCGCGCCCGCGCCCCGGCCCAUGUCCGCCACGGUGCGUCACGCUGCUGCUACCUCCACCACCAGUUUUCUCAGCAUCACGCUUCCUCCGCCGUGCGUCCCACUCUUCCUCGGUCAGGUACAGCUUGCCGUCGUGGUGCAUAGCCGACGGCGGUUUCUCGAAGGCAUCCUCCGCCGCCUUGAGUCGACCCGUCAAAUCCGCGACGGUGAGCGUCGACACGUCGAGCAGCAUCGUGAUCGCGACCAUGAUCUGUCUGAAACGCUGGGGAACACUGCGGAUUAUCUUCUCCACUACCUGCGUCUCUUCGACCUUGUCGCCGAGGGUGGUGAGAGUCGACGCCAUGCUGUUGAGACGCAGCGCGUAGUCCUCAACAGACUCUCCCUCCUUGAACGUCGCCGACGUCUUCUUUACGCGGUCAUCGCCGAUCCGCAUGGUGGCGAUAGCCUCCCAGGCCUCCUUUGCCGUCUCCUUGUCCGCGAUCACCGGCCACAUUUCCGGCGGCACGGCGCUGCAGAGCGCGUCGAGCGCCUGCAUGUCUUCAUGGGGUUCGACGCCCCCUUUCUCAAUGGCGGUCCAGAGCAACCGGGCUCUGAGCUUGACCUUCAUGAGCAGCGCCCAGUCGGAGUAGUUGGUCUUGGUGAGCAUUGGGAACCCGGUCCCGGCGCUCACCUCACACGAAUCACCCUCUGGACCGCGCCGUCCUUUCCUCCUGCCAUAGCGCGUCUCGAUUGCGCGUUCUCGAUUCCAACGGCUGUACCUUGCCGCGAUCGAGUCCCGGCCCGCAACCUGGGUGCUCUGAUACCACUUGUCAAAACUCGUCGGAGAGACGACGGCAGUUAAGACGUCGCCGGCGAGAUCAUCACGCUGUUUAAAAAAACUCUUACAGUCCUUUGAAAUAAGAAAACAAAGUGGGAAAGAAAUAACCGUAAGAAAUAACUAACUGGCCAAGACUGGCCAGUAAUGCGCGUCAUGCAGAAAAUUCUGCAUUACCGCACAACGUGCUCUGACGUGUACACGUCAGAGCACUUCUCGCAUAACCGCACCAUGCCGUUAUGCGAACAGGGGGGCCCACGUGCAAGGCUCCCGUUCACAGGAGCCGAUGUUCAAGAGAUCCAUCACCUACCGAGUCCAGCGAGACCAGGCCUUCGAGUCGACGGUGAGUUCAUUUGCCACCACCACUGAGUUCGGGGACAUCGCCUGGUACCCCGGGCCGGAGAAGGUGGUGUACAGGGACGACGUGAGGCUGCUGGUUACGGCACCGGGGAAGGGGAAGAAUGACUUUAACGGAUUCCAGCCGCAGCUGUCGGUGCUCAUCUCCACGCUCCGAAAAUCAGGUCAGACACAGAUGAAAAUCCUCCAAUUCUUCGACGAGGUUGCUGACCCGUCGGAGGUUCUGGGCUUCCCUGCAGAGGAGCUGCUGGAGGCGAUGGAGAACUCGAACGGCAGGUGCAUCCUUGCCAAGAUCCAGAUGACCACCUCGCUCGCCACCGGCGCCGGCCUGAAGAACCACGAGAGCAGUCUUACUGACUUCACGGAGUACCCGGUCGUCGGCAACCAGAGCGAGAUGCAGUCCUCAGGCUCGUGCCUCACCGGUGAGGACGACGACCUCCUCAAGGCCUGCAUCUGGGACCCCCCCAUAGACGGGCUCUUCUACCGCCAGACGGCGUUCAGCAUCCCCAUGCCGGACGUCGCGGCCUUCGUCGCCGAUGUCAAGAAACUCCACGCCCAGAGGCCCGGCUCUCUCUGCGGGCUCGACCUCUACAGCGGGCUGCUCAUGAGGUUCGUCCGCAACUCCACGGUCUACCUGGGCAAGACGGCCGACUGUGCCGACUUCGACAUGACCUACUUCCGCUCGAAAGACCCGGAGGAUCCCCCCCUGGACCAGGACAUCCUCGAGGAGGUAGAGCAAAUGGCCUUCUUCAAGUACGGCGCGGUGCCGCACUGGGGGAAGAACCGGCACGUUGGGUUCAUCGGCGCCGGCGACAAGUACGGCGACCGGUGAGUGAGAGUGAAUCCUCCGCCGCUCCGAUCACUCGACUUGCUGGUCCUCCAAUCUGAUCUGUGUUUGUUCCGGCGGCAGGAGGGACCGGUUCGUGGCGGCGAUGGUAAAGUACGACGGCGAGGGGCUCUUCUCUUCUGACUGGACCGACGCUGUGCUGGGCAUCCGGGGGAAGAGUUUGUCGGUCGAGAAGAAGGGCUGCGCCCUGGAAGGUCUCUGCAUCUGUUCUCGCGACGAGCACUGUGCGCCAGCGAAGGGGUACUUCUGCCUCCGGGGGCUGGUUUACGAAGAUGCUAGGGUCUGCCGGAAGUCGGGGACGGCGACGCCCCCAUUGUUCACAUAG
This is a messenger RNA of Spirodela intermedia, 9054 nucleotides long. The record is from the annotation of a GenBank genome assembly. NCBI's taxonomy places the organism in Eukaryota, Viridiplantae, Streptophyta, Magnoliopsida, Alismatales, Araceae.